Paralichthys olivaceus (Japanese flounder) is the source of this 1737-nucleotide messenger RNA. The record is from RefSeq and is a predicted model, not a curated record. Lineage: Eukaryota; Metazoa; Chordata; Actinopteri; Pleuronectiformes; Paralichthyidae.
CACGGCCAAAGAGCUGAAGCAUGGACAUUGAAGAAGCAGUGAUGGGCACCAGCCCUGACAGUCCUCUGAGCCCGAGGCACCAGACCGGACUGGGUAUGAACUGUCUUCUCAGCCCAAAGUUCAGACACUCUGGACCGGGUCUCACCAGCCCUCAGGAGUACAACCAGUGGCUUCCUUACCGCCAUGAUGCCAGUUUGCUGCCCAUGAAAGAAGACCUGGCCUUCUGGCUCAACACCAUGAUGAGUGUGGAGCUCGCAGCAGACAGUCUGAUGGAGAGCUUAGAUAACGGUGUUCUCCUCUGUCAGAUGGCACAGCUGCUCCAGGAGAAGAUGAUCCACGGCAACAAUGGCAAGCCCUUUGUUAGGAGAGUGAUCAACUGGCGAGCUGAUGCAACCUCAGGAUCAUUUUUCGCCCGGGACAACACAGCCAACUUCCUUUACUGGUGUCGAAAGAUUGGCGUUGAUGAGGCUUACCUGUUUGAGUCAGAGGAUUUGGUCCUCCACAAGCAGCCUCGGGAGGUGUGUCUGUGCCUGAUGGAGCUGGGACGGAUCGCAGCCAGGUACGGAGUGGAGCCUCCGGGUCUGGUGAAGUUGGAGAGGGAGAUAGAGAGGGAGGAGAGGGGCUGCUUAUCUCCCUCAUCCCCUCUGCCCCUCUCCUUUUUUCCUUCUACAUUAUUGUAUUCACCAUCACAGUCAUCCCUGCCCCCGGCCCCCUCUCCUCCUCCUCCUCCUCCUCCUCCACCUCCACCUGCGCCCAUCACUCCAACCACGGCCUGUCUGUCUGAACCGCUCGCUUCUGAUCUUCCAUCAACAAACCCAGGGCCUACGUGUUCAUCCCCGCCUCCGUCCUGCACCUCAGCCUCUAACCCUUGCACAACCACAGCCUCAACACAAACUCCUUUGUUCUCUUCAUCCCGCUCCACUAACGCACCUGCUUCCACGCCGCUGUCAGCGCCCUCGCCAGGACAGACCCUGGUAUCCACAGCCAAAGCUACAGUAAACAACCACACUCCAACAGCGACGCCCCCCAUCAGUUCCCCACCUGCAGCCCAGACUCCUCGAUCCUCUGGCAAAUCCACGUGCAGGAGGAGUGCAGGCACCAACAACAUAUUGGAUGAUAUUGUGAGGAACAUUAUUGAGAAUCCACCCUGCAGCUGUCCGACCAGGUUCCUGGUGGAGAAGCAACCUAAAGGCUGCUACCGCAUUGGAGAUAAAAUUCUGUAUAUACGCAUGCUGAAUGAGCGUCAUGUGAUGGUGCGUGUAGGAGGCGGCUGGGAGACCUUUAUAAGUUACCUGCAGAAACACGACCCCUGCAGAGGAGGACUGGCCGGCAGGUCCGAGGUCAGGGUCUGUCGGUACAAAGCCAAGUCGCCCAGUUUGAACAUCUCACCCGACAGCUACAUGGUGGUUGGCGCCCAUUACCGCAGCAAGAAGUAGACUGUGAACAUGUGGUGAAAACUGGAUCAGGCCAAACUGUGCAAGGUCGAUUAUUAUAAUAUAAAGAUCAGAUCUGACUGAUUAUUUGUAGGAAUUAUCCAUUUACUCAAACUCAUAACAAUUUUACAAUGGAUCUACAAUUAGUCAAUUAGUAGAAAAUCACUAAUCAAUGAAUUAUCUCUCUCUCAGCUUUCUAAAUAUCUGGUUCCAGUUUCUUCACUGUGAACAAUCGCUGCUUUUCUUUCACAUGUAUGAUCACAAACCUAAAAUCUUCGGGUUUUGGAAUAAGUAAUAAAACAAU